UUAACAUAUCUAUAUUUAAGAGAGAGACAGGCUUGUUUGCUUGCCAAACCGAGAUCUUAAAAGCAGAAGAAGGAAUCUUUGCGAUCAAACCUCAUCGUCUUAUAAGGCUUAAAAGUUGAUCCACUGUCAGUCGCAGUGCAAGCGAAGCCUUUGACAAACCAUAUAAUAAGCUCACUUAUAAGAAACUUGAAUUAUUUUUCCCAAACCAUGGAAAACCAGUCUGUAGCCAACUCCACUGAGUUUCUUGAGGAUCCAUCGUUGUCGUCUGAGGCACCCAUUGCUGCCAAUGGCAGCCUGUUCAAAGUGAUUGUGCAUGCGAUUUUGUUUGUAGUCGGCGUACCUGGUAACUGCCUCAUCCUUCGUGUGUACUGGACCAAGACCCACAAGACCAGCACCCACAUCUUCAUCAUGGCCUUAGCCUGGGCCGAUCUCGCCGUCUGCUCUCUGAGGUGGCGACGCAUUUCGGUAGAAUCCAUCCUGUUAGCUGGAGGCCAGAUCCCAAAGGUUCUUCACAUCAUCUGGACAUUGACGACGACGAGCGGCGGAGCAUCCGUUCUGUUCACCGCAGUUAUCGCAGCAGAUCGCUACGACUGUGUGUGCCGAGCGCACAACCGAUUCUUCACCAAGAGACGGGCCCAGGCAGCAGUCUGCAUGGCACUUUCGUUUUCGUUCGCCAUCAACAUUCCGGCGUUCAUUGCGAUGAUCACCGAUCCUUCCGAUGCGGUCCUGAGGAUGCUCGUGUUGGCAUUUCAGGUUCUCUGUUUUGGGACUGCAUUGGUCAUGAUCGCAGUGUGCUACGGACUGGUCUAUGUAACCAUUCGGAAGCACGUCAGAGUGGGUGUCCUUGCGAAAACCAUGCGGGGUCCAGCGGUGGCUGGUAUGCCCGACUUGAUGACAGCUCGCUCCGCUGUGUCAAAGACUUGUGACACCAACAUAAUACUUGUUCCUGUGACUACGCACACCGAUCCAUCACCUAACAUCAGUGCUACCGAUAAGACUACUGACGCACCCUCCUCGUCUCGGGGAAUUCCCGGCCCCUCCCUUGAUGCUGCCGGGGAGAAAUAUACACGCAAACUUCAGCCAGUAAGCGAAGAACGACCCCGCAAUCUCAAAGGGGUAAAUCUACAGCGUAAGACGACAAGGAUGCUCUUCAUCACUAGUGUGGUGUUCCUGCUGCUCUGGCUGCCCUAUUGGACGUCUGUUGUCCUGGAGUUUGCCUCCUUUGGACUCGAAACACCGAUCAACCCGACAUUUAUGAGAAUACUGGGAGAUUCGACCGCCCUUCUGUUCGUCAACAACGCCGUGAACCCAGUUAUCUACGGACUUGCAAACAAACGAUUCAGAAAAGACUGCUGGCAAGUCCUUCAAAAGAUCAAAUUGUGGUAAAAAAAACUCAAAUAAAGGCAUUUAGAUGAGAUCACAAAACAAUUGUAUAAAAACAAAAUGUUAAAUUUCAUCAACACCGUUGUCAUGUUCCAAACCACUUGUUUCACGGAACUACGCGUACGGGUAUGGGAUCUGAAAACUAUAGUGACGUCGCCCUUAUAUCAGCAUUUUGUGUUAUUAUUUAAUCUGGUACACAAUCGACAAUGUACACCUCACCUCAAAAUCCAAAUGUGUUGUGUAAAUUUUGUGAAAUUUUCACCCCAAAAUGGUGAUUUAAAGGCUACUUGUUUCGUGCGGAUACGUAUCCCGUUUGCGUGCAUUUUCUAAUGGUCCCUGUUUCUAGCCUCUGGCGCAAUUUAAUCCAUAUUACGACCAGCCUCGCCCUGUGCUUAAAAAUUCUCCUCAUAACUCUCCAACAGUGGCGUAUCCAGAGGGGGGAUGGCAGAGUGUGCACUCCGCGCCCCCCCCC
Messenger RNA from Patiria miniata (bat star), 1855 nucleotides. RefSeq names its product thyrotropin-releasing hormone receptor-like. Gene Ontology annotation, molecular function: G protein-coupled peptide receptor activity. The transcript has a single exon. The coding region runs from base 208 to 1386 and encodes 392 amino acids. Gene Ontology annotation, biological process: neuropeptide signaling pathway. Gene Ontology annotation, cellular component: membrane. The record is from RefSeq and is a predicted model, not a curated record. Lineage: Eukaryota; Metazoa; Echinodermata; Asteroidea; Valvatida; Asterinidae.